AUGGGGGUAUGUGUUAUCAUCGAUCCGAAAGCGCAAUCAGAAAGUGCUGCAAUCAGUGGACCGUCAGCUCCUAAGCAGCCCCCUUCUUCUCCAACCCGACCAGUCCCACCCUUGCCUCAGAGUGCAACUAUCUUUAAGUCUCCUCAGCGGGUGCCAGAUCCAGGACCCCCAUCGGGUCCAUACCCUCCUCACAGCCUGCACAGACUCCCCCAGUGUCCUCCAGUUCACCUCAGCCACCCUGUCCCUCUAUCUCUCACGCUGUCCCUCACCCCUGGGCCCAAACAGCAGAGACCCCGAGCACCCCCGCCCCACCGGACCCCUCUGCCUCACUCCCACGUGGCACCCAGGGGGGCGUCGUUUCACAGCACAUCACACCAUAACUCUUGCAGGAUGGUCAUGGAGCUGGAGAAGCCUAGUCCUCCACAAAAACCUCUUCCUGCCGACCCAAGGACCUCCCGGCUGGUGCGUAGUCCAUCUGGUGUUCAGAGCAGCACGUUAGUCCGAGGCUCCUCUGCAGUUUGUGGCCCUGCGGCUGAAACUGGUGCCCCCAGAGCAGCACGCCCAGUUCCCCACCCCAAAAAGUUGAGUCCCAAGCAUCCUCCGACGCUACCAAAGCCUUGCGUUAUUGCCAACGUCAGAUACAACAGCUGAGACUUUGACCAGAGGGGGCAGUGGUUUUUUGUAACGGAAACAAUUUUUUUAAAAUUGCACUAUUAAAAACUCUGAGAAACACACAUAAACAAAUGGUGUAGGCACCUCUGAGUUUUCAACCUUGAGAUUCGCCGGGUCCCUUUUGGUGCUCUGCCUCUGAAUGGUGCUAUGAGUCUGCGCUCAGGUAGAUGUAAAGUAUUUAUAAUUGUGUAUUUAUUGCCACCCAGUGCACUGUGCCAGACACUUUUACUACACCGGAACAAGUUUGACUCUUCUUUUUUUAUUUCACUUUUUUAUAUAUACACUGUUUUAUUUUAUUUUUUUUUUUAAGUAGGAAAACAUUAAAAAAUCUGUGAACCAUCUACGUGUGCAGUGGCUUUUAAAAAGUUUUCAUAACCUUUUAACUUUUUCAUACUUUCUUACGUUAAUACCUGCAGUUUAAUGGUAUAUUAUGUAGUUGACCAAAACAAAGCCUGGGAUCAUUGUAAUGGACACAGAAAUUAUGGUAAAGUUCAUCACAGCAUAUAGGGGAUGAUAAAACAUUUCAAGGAUAGGACAAAAAUGUAAUUUUUUUUUUUAUUCUGAGGUAAGAUGGAUACUCUAUCCAGUUUCACUGAGCUUGAGCUGCUUUGCAAAAGAUCUGUAGAUGUGCAAACCUGUUGGACAUUGCCCAAAAGACCAGCAGCUAUGUAUUAUUAUAUCAGUUUUCCUUCUACUUAACAGUUAUGCUAUACUUUGUGCUGAUCUAUCAUUAAAAAAAACAAUUAGGCAUACUAAAUUUUUUAAGCAAAUUAGCAUUGAAUGGACUUAUGGAUGUGAAAAAGUUAAAGGGUUAUUGUUUUGAAAGACACUGUGGAUGUGUUUCUGUAAAAGCGAUACGAAAGGGAACUCACAACAUUACGGUUUUAUUCUCUAGACUACAUGUAGAGCUUAAAAUGAGUAUUUUUGCAAAGACUGUUGAUGCCUCUGAGGUUUUUUGAAGCAGAAUGCUCCGUAUUGCAUCUUUGAGCCAAUCUGGAAAGGCUUGAAACAACCAUGGAAUCCCAGAAAGUGGCGUUACGACCUCAGCUGUAAGAAUUAGGAGGUUUUGUGUUGGCCUCUUUCUUCAUCUUAAUCACAAAAAGCUCUGACACAAGUUGAAAUCAAAAACAUGAAUCUGUGAAACACGAUGUCUGUGGGUGUUUUAAGAGUUUGACUCUAUGCCUUCCUGCACAAAUGACUGAUCCAGCCAUGGAAUGGCUAAAGACUUUGCUCACUUGUAAACUGCAGCUGUUCUGCUGCAGCUUUCAUUAAAAUGCUGUUUUUACUUUGACAAUGAAAAGAUGGUUUCACUUUAAAGCAAUGCUGUGCAACUUUUGGCCAAAGUAUUAUUUUAUUUGAGAUAUACCAGAUGAUUUUUUUAAUGUAAGUACUCAGCGCAGAUUGAUGUUUUGUACGAGCUGCCCUUCUCUACGAAUGGCUAUGUAACUGGAAAGGGUUAAAAGCAUCACUGAAUUAGUCAUGUGACCCAGACUGCCACUUAUGAUUGGUUCUCUUAUGUGGGAUUUGAUCUAAAGGACUGAAUUGUAAUAAAAGUGGUCUUUUAUCAGACUAAAAGCACGGAGCGAGACUGGCUAGUUUUGUGACAUUGCAGUGCCACCAGUGGCCUUCAGGGGGAGCUAUCCUCGAUGUUACAGGCUAAGUGGCCCCUGGUAGCUAAAAGUUACAGUGUUGCUUUGAAAGGUCAAUGUUUGUCCUGUGAAUCCAUCUGUGUUUUUAAGGUUUGCUUUUUAUUUUAGAUAUAUUUAGUAAAAAAAAACAACAUUCGCAAUGUUUUAUCAUUCUGACUAAACAAAUUGUUCACUUAGCAGUUUAGUUUGUUCUGGUAGAAGAUAAUUCACAUGCAUAUUGGUUUUAUUUUCAGUGCAAUUUUUAUUUUUACUCUGCAUUCAUUCGCCUUUACGUUUCUCUGUGCUCAUGUUCUAAAUACUGUUGUAACAUCUCUGUAUGUUAUCGAUGUAUAUUUGUCGUGUUACUAGUGAAAACAUUUUCACAAUGUUUUUUUUUACUAAUAACCGUUUGAUACCUUAAUUGUAAAGAAAUGCUAAAGUGUCAUUCACCAAUUUCAAACACGGGCAGCAUCAGUAAAGCUGUUUUAAUAAAGAGGAAAUUGUGUUCUUUUGUUAUUUUUUCACAUUUAGUCACAUUUAUUGGUCAUGUGUAAAUGUUAAGAGCCUAAAG
Molecule: messenger RNA, 2871 nt
Organism: Cyprinodon variegatus (sheepshead minnow)
Lineage: Eukaryota; Metazoa; Chordata; Actinopteri; Cyprinodontiformes; Cyprinodontidae
Product: vegetative cell wall protein gp1-like
Exons: 5
Coding region: 1-651 (216 amino acids)
Source: RefSeq, a predicted model, not a curated record